GGGUUAUUCUAGCCCUCAAAUAAGGCAUGGUUUCAGAGGAGGACCAAGUAUAAAAUUUUCAUAAUAAAAAUUCAAUGCAGUUUGUCUUACACAAAGUGCAUUUUAAAAAGCAGAAAGCAUGCCUCAUUUUAUCUUUCUGGUCACUACCUAGCCAUCUCACCACCGUAAUCCAAGAGAUCCUCACUUCCAAUCUAAAAAUCGCUUGUCCUUGAUAUAAGACCAAGAAGACACACUGUUAACGUUGCAGGCAACACUUAGGAAAAGCAGAGACCGAUGUAAGUCAGAUCUAACAAGUUUGACUAAAUCCAUGAGUAACAGGAAGAUUUUGGACGAAGUCAAAGUGUCGCAUGUAAAAACAAUUUUGCCAAAACUUCCUUCAUAAGACAGCUGCUGUUAUUUAGAGGCUGUCAUAAAAUCUGCACAUCCAGGGCUAUCGAUAGGCCAAACCUGAGCCCGGUUGGCGAUGAGGAUUUCCCAAGAAAAUUAUUAAAAAAAUUAGCAUAUUGAAGAAGAAAGAAGCAUGUUUGAGGAGUUUAGGAUGACCAAGGAAGUUUAAGAGCCUCACAAAAAUGUU
This is a messenger RNA of Moneuplotes crassus, 574 nucleotides long. The record is from the annotation of a GenBank genome assembly. NCBI's taxonomy places the organism in Eukaryota, Ciliophora, Spirotrichea, Euplotida, Euplotidae.